AUGUCUGGUAGUGAUUCAGAACUUGAGAUGGUACCCUUUGAGGUAGCCAAACAAGCUGAGAUUGAGAGGAAAAAGCAAGUGGCCGAGCAGAAAACCUAAGCACACCUAAAAAAACAAUAAUAGAAGGAAUAAAUUAAGCAGAAAAUUAAAAAGGAUAAGGAAAUAUAAUUGAAAGCCAAGCAAACCAAUUUAUUUGAAGACGAACCUCCUGAGCAAAGUAGUAGCACUCAAUCACAUUUCACUAACAAUAAAAUUGAUGAAUCCUUCCAAAGGAAUUUGAAUGAAAAAUUAUCCGAGAAAGUUAUUAAAUCAAUCAAAAUGCCACAAAUUUAAUAGGCAACCACCAUCCCCAUUGAAAUUAAAUCCAAAAAAAGUAAGCUUUCCUUAUCAAUCCUCUUAGUCAUCAAGAAAUUCAAUGAAAAAGUAUCCAUAGAGACCUUGGGAAGAGAAGUCAAUCACAAGCUCAAUUCUUAACAAUCCUUAAGUUUCCUAAAGCAACAUUUAGUUGACAAACAACAGAGAGUGCCUCUAUCCAAAAUCAUUUCAAAAAAAAAAUGAAUUGUCC
Molecule: messenger RNA, 565 nt
Organism: Paramecium octaurelia
Lineage: Eukaryota; Ciliophora; Oligohymenophorea; Peniculida; Parameciidae
Source: the annotation of a GenBank genome assembly